AACUCAAGGACUCCGCCUAUAUUUACUUCCUUUUUGGGUUGGCUUUUCAAAAAUCAGUUAGAGUUUCACAGUCGGAGAGAGAAAGGUAGCAGUGAAUAUCGAACUCCAUGGCCACCCAACAUAUCGGAAAGAAGACUGCGUGCGUGGUCGGCGGCUCCGGGUUCGUGGCAUCUCUUCUGGUCAAGCUUUUGCUUGAGAAGGGCUAUGCCGUCAACACCACUGUUAGGAACCCAGAGAAUCAGAAGAAGAUAUCUCACCUCAUAGCCUUACGCUUUGGGGACCUAAAAAUUUUUGGAGCAGAUCUAACCGAUGGAGGAAGCUUUGACGCUCCUAUAGCUGGUUGUGACCUUGUGUUCCAUCUUGCAACUCCGGUUAACUUUGCUUCAGAAGAUCCUGAGAAUGACAUGAUCAAGCCAGCAAUCCUAGGGGUACAUAAUGUUUUGAAAGCCUGUGUGAAAGCAAAGACUGUUAAACGUGUCAUUUUGACAUCAUCAGCAGCUGCUGUAUCAAUCAACGAUCUCAAUGGGACGGGCUUAGUCAUGGAUGAAAGCCACUGGACCGAUGUUGAGUUUUUGAGCACUGCAAAGCCACCUACUUGGGGUUAUCCUGCUUCCAAGACACUUGCUGAGAAAGCAGCUUGGAAAUUCGCUGAGGAAAAUAAUAUUGAUCUCAUCACUGUUAUUCCUACUCUUAUGGCUGGUACUCCUCUCACUCCGGACAUCCCAAGCAGUGUUGGUCUAGCUAUGUCUCUAAUUACAGGCAAUGAAUUCCUCAUAAAUGCAUUGAAAGGUAUGCAAAUGCUGUCCGGUUCAAUAUCUAUCACACAUGUGGAGGAUGUUUGCCGGGCUCAGAUAUUUGUGGCUGAGAAAGAAUCUGCUUCCGGUCGAUACAUUUGCUGUGCUGUCAAUAGCAGUGUUCCUGAGCUUGCAAAGUUCCUCAACAAAAGAUAUCCUCAGUACCAAGUCCCAACUGAUUUCGGAGGUUUUCCCUCCAAGGCCAAGUUGACCUUAUCUUCAGAGAAGCUUAUCAAAGAGGGGUUCAGUUUCAAGUACGGAAUAGAAGAUGUUUAUGACCAAAGUGUGGAUUACUUCAAAGCUAAGGGCGAGCUGAAGAACUAAGACCAUGGGCUUUUGUUUCUCUUUAAAAGCCUUGUUAUGUUCUACCUUGAUUGUUUGCUCUGUAGCAUAAUAGCAUCUAAGUUCACUUUAAGCUUGGUAUGGAGCACUUUUUGGUAUUA
Juglans microcarpa x Juglans regia is the source of this 1237-nucleotide messenger RNA. Its product is annotated as anthocyanidin reductase ((2S)-flavan-3-ol-forming)-like. Gene Ontology annotation, molecular function: oxidoreductase activity, acting on the CH-OH group of donors, NAD or NADP as acceptor; anthocyanidin reductase activity. The record is from RefSeq and is a predicted model, not a curated record. NCBI's taxonomy places the organism in Eukaryota, Viridiplantae, Streptophyta, Magnoliopsida, Fagales, Juglandaceae.